Odobenus rosmarus divergens (Pacific walrus) is the source of this 2086-nucleotide messenger RNA. It is a transcript of the gene ALDOB, whose product is annotated as aldolase B, fructose-bisphosphate. The record is from RefSeq and is a predicted model, not a curated record. The coding region runs from base 324 to 1535 and encodes 403 amino acids. NCBI's taxonomy places the organism in Eukaryota, Metazoa, Chordata, Mammalia, Carnivora, Odobenidae. Gene Ontology annotation, cellular component: cytosol. Gene Ontology annotation, molecular function: fructose-bisphosphate aldolase activity; fructose-1-phosphate aldolase activity. The transcript has 2 exons. Gene Ontology annotation, biological process: glycolytic process; fructose 1,6-bisphosphate metabolic process.
UUUGCGGGCUGCGGUCGCUCCGCAGCUCGCAGGUCACAUGGCCUGCCGGAGCAAGGGGACCCGGCGCGGGAGCUGCGCCGCUGGAGGAGGUGAGGCUCCCGCGCGCACCCGAGCCGCGCGGCGCCCGCUCCGCCCGGGCCUCGGGGUUGGGCGAUGGCUCCUCUGUGGCGAUGAGCCAGCCCGCCUAGGCGACACCAGAGGCGGCCCUCGGCGUGCGCGGAGGACGGAGCUGACCGCCCCCACCGGGUUUGACUUGUGCAGAUUCGGGCCUGUGUUCCAGGAUGGUUUGUUCUUGGGACCAGACCUGACCAGAAGUUGACCUCAUGAGCACAUCAGCCCCUCCCGCUGCCAUGCUCCUCCGGAGGCUGAGGCGGCUCUCCUGGGGCAGCACCGCUGUCCAGCUCUUGAUCUUAACGGUGGUGACUUUCGGCUUGCUGGCCCCCCUAGCCUGUCACCGGCUCCUGCACUCUUAUUUCUAUCUGCGCCAUUGGCACCUGAACCAAAUGAGUCAAGAGUUCCUGCAGCAAAGUUUGAAAGAGGGCGAAGCUGCCCUCCACUACUUUGAGGAGCUGCCGUCUGCCAAUGGCUCGGUGCCCAUCGUCUGGCAGGCCACCCCCCGCCCCUGGCUGGUCAUCACCAUCAUCACUGUCGACAGGCAGCCUGGCUUCCACUAUGUCUUGCAGGUGGUGUCCCAGUUUCACCGGCUUCUGCAACAAUGCGGCCCCCAGUGCGAGGGGCACCAGCUCUUCCUAUGCAAUGUGGAACGUAGCGUGAGCCACUUCGAUGCCAAGCUGCUGUCGAAGUAUGUCCCGGUGGCCAACCGCUAUGAGGGCACUGAGGAUGAUUAUGGUGAUGACCCUUCGACCAACUCGUUUGAGAAAGAGAAGCAGGACUAUGUCUAUUGCCUGGAGUCCUCCUUGCAGACCUACAACCCAGACUAUGUCCUGAUGGUAGAAGAUGACGCCGUCCCGGAAGAGCAGAUCUUCCCAGUUUUGGAGCACCUUUUGCGGGCUCGCUUCUCCGAGCCGCACCUCAGAGAUGCCCUUUAUCUGAAGCUCUAUCAUCCUGAGAGGCUCCAGCACUACAUCAACCCAGAGCCCAUGCGGAUCCUGGAGUGGGUCGGCGUGGGCAUGUUGCUGGGGCCCUUGCUAACCUGGAUAUACAUGCGGUUUGCCAGCCGUCCAGGGUUCAGCUGGCCCGUCAUGCUCUUCUUCUCCCUGUAUAGCAUGGGUCUGGUGGAACUGGUGGGCCGGCACUAUUUCCUGGAACUGCGGCGGCUGAGUCCUUCCCUGUACAGUGUGGUCCCUGCCUCUCAGUGUUGCACCCCCGCCAUGCUCUUCCCUGCCCCUGCGGCCCGCCGGACCCUCACCUACCUGUCUCAGGUGUACUGCCACAAGGGCUUCGGCAAGGACAUGGCACUCUACUCACUGUUGAGGGCCAAGGGGGAGCGGGCCUAUGUGGUGGAGCCCAACCUUGUGAAGCACAUCGGGCUCUUCUCCAGCCUCCGGUACAACUUUCAUCCCAGUCUGCUCUAGCGUGCCAAGAAAUGCCUUUCGGAACUUGGCCGCUUCUCGGUGAUUCCGAUACCGAGUUCUUUAUUUCGACAUGGUUGCUUGCAGUUAUUUCAUUGUUUCAUGUUGUUAGGGAUCUAGGCACUGAGACAGCUGAGAACGUACACGUCAAGAACCUUGGCUUUGGUAACUCUGGCAGGAGUGGAUGUUCGCCCCGAGGCGGGACCCCUCUCCCUCCACACAGCCACACUGCCUCAUGCAGUCUGACCCGCCUGCCCAGGGGGCAUUUAAAUACCAGUUGUAUUCUGCAUUCGUCGUCAGCUCUGCUUUGUGAUUGAGCUCGUGACUGCCAAAAAUAUUGUGCACAAAUAAUGACCGUUUUAGGACUUUAAGGGUAGAAUUUGGUGAAAGGUGAGAUCCUUUUGAAGGGAUUUCUUUCUCACUGGGCAUGAGAAUGGUUGUAUGUCUAGAACAUAUGUCCAAAGAGGCAGGACCAUAUUGACAGGUUCCAUUUGUUUCUUUGACCUGGUAUGGUAAAAGCCGGUAAAAGCUGUUGGCAGUGCCUGACGACUUGG